CUGCCAUAAUUUCCUAUCAGCCUAUUCAGACAACAUCACCAACAGCUUGGUCUGUGCGUGUGUGUGUGUAUGGGGGCAAAGCAGAGAGCGAGCGAGAGAGAGGCAGCGCACGAGAGGCAGAAAGAGAGCGACACAGAGAGCGACAGAGGGAGAGAGAGAACAGGGAAGGGGGAGGCUCCAUAUUCUUUCACCUACCCCCUGUCAAACCACAGGAAGGAGGGGCCAGACCCUAAGCUGCCAAUCAAAUCCGCUUGUGGCAGCCGGCAUUAUCUCAGCAACAAACUAUUGACAGAUUACAUGUCAAGGAGUUUAGUGCAUGAUUGAAGAAAGCCUUUUUUAUGUAGUUACUUUUCCGCUUAAUUUUCCCCUCCACGAACCAACAUUUGAAUGACUUUCUAACAGAGUUGAGUAAUAUUAUGAAAGUUACAUGUCUGAGAGGAUUUAACUUCGACUUCCCUGAAUAUGCUGAAAGGAGUUUAUGCACUGAAACGACCUCAGGAAAACCCAAGAUGGCCGCCAAAAGGAAAGGUGGCUUAAAACUCAAUGCUAUCUGUGCCAAGCUGAGCCGCCAGGUGGUGUUUGACAGUAGCUCCCAGAAUGCUGAGGGAGACCAGAGUGUAGCAGAAAACAGUGAGCGUGGCAGUUCUCACUACGAUGAUGAGACCAACUUCCCAGAGAGCCUUAACCUCAGUCAGAGCCUAGAGGAGGACCAGAAGAGACGCGAGGCCAUUGAGAAGUGGGUCAACGGCGAGUACGGCGAUGAACCGCCAGCUCCCGACGAUGAACAGGAGCAUGAACUCAAAGUCAGCAAUGGCGAAGAUCGCCCUCCUGAGGGCGUGUAUAUGGUUCAGCCCACAGGCUGCAGCGAUGACGAAGACAAUGCAGAGGAGGGCGAGCCAGUGGCAGGCUCUCAGGAAGACAGUUACCAUGACGACAAAGAAGCUGAAGUUAGGCCUUCAAAAGACAACACCUACAUGCCACCAAGCGAGGCCCAAAGUCGCCAAGCACCUUUCUCCUCAACAGGAGAAGCAUCUGCCCUGCGAGACUAUGCAGCCAACACCAUGAAUGAAUUUUUGGGAAUGUUCGGUUAUGAUGACCAGCAGGUAAGGGAUGAGCUGACCAAGAAGAUCAGCUUUGAGAAGCUCAAAGCUGCUACCUCAGACCCCUCAUCCCUCAGCAGUGAGGAGGCCUCACGGCGUGCUCGCUUCUCCAAGUACGAAGAGUACAUUCGCAAGCUAAAAGCCGGGGAGACCCUACCUUGGCCCAUGCAUGCUUCCCCACCCAAACCAGAGGACCUCAACCCAAAACAGGCCCAAGACAAGAGUGCUACAAUGCUCCACACGUCUGGGUGCCUCCCAGGAGCCGAGACACAGAUCUAUCCCCCCAGCCUGGACCACAAACAGCCAGGAGGACCUCAGCUGAGCACUUCUCAGCCACCAAAUCCCUCUCACAUCCAGAACAUGGUAUCCCGAGCCUCCAAGUAUGACUUCUUUAUUCAAAAGCUGAAGAUGGGUGAGAGUCUACAGCAGCAGAAUGGUAAUGCUUACAAGCGACCCUCCAAGUACGACCUGGAGAACGUCAAGUUUCUGCACCUCUUCAAGCCUGGUGAGGGCAACCCUGACAUGGGCGGUGCCAUCGCUUUUAAGACUUGCAAAGUGGGUCGUCCGUCGAAGUAUGACAUCAGAACAAUUCAGAAGCUAAUGCCAGGAAAUCCCGAGACCUCACUGAUGCCCAAUGUCCUCGCUACAGCACCAGGAAACCCGGGAGCUUCUGUUGUCCCCACCGUGAGCACAGCUGGGGCCAGCAUCGCCCCAGGGCUGACAAUAGACCAGACAGGACACUUAAGCUUCAACGCCGCUGACUACUUGAAGUCCAGCUUUUCCAAGACUGACUCCAUCACCACGGGCACUGUGUCCUCCGUUAAGAAUGGCCUGCCACCAGAUAAACCCGCCAGCGACGACAUCAACCUCUACCAGAAAUAUAUUGCCAGAGACAAAAACAUCAGGGGAGGGGAGGUAUCUUGCGUUUCAAUGGACACAGAACAAUGUCCCCCAUUCUGGAUUCAUUUUGAGCCUGCACUAAAAAGAUUCUCUGGAAGUCAACACUGUGGACACGUGCACUGUGCCUACCAGUACAGAGAGCAUUACCACUGCAUGGACCCUGAGUGUAACUACCAGGUGAGCAGGUUUACCAGUAAGCAGGAUGUAAUCAGGCACUACAACAUGCACAAGAAGAGGGACAACUCUCUGCAGCAUGGCUUCAUGCGCUUCAGCCCUCUGGACGACUGCAGUGUCUACUACCAUGGCUGCCACCUCAAUGGAAAAAGCACCCAUUACCACUGCAUGCAGGUGGGCUGCAGCAAGGUGUACACUAGCACCUCAGACGUCAUGACCCAUGAAAACUUCCAUAAAAAGAAUGCCCAGCUGAUCAACGAUGGCUUCCAGAGAUUUCGUGCCACUGAGGACUGUGGCACAGUCGGGUGUCAAUUCUAUGGGCAGAAGACUACACACUUUCACUGCAGGCGCCCAGGAUGCACAUUCACCUUCAAGAAUAAGUGUGACAUUGAGAAGCACAAGAGCUACCACAUCAAGGAUGAUGCCUAUGCCAAGGAUGGCUUUAAGAAGUUUUAUAAGUAUGAGGAGUGCAAGUACGAGGGUUGCGUGUACAGCAAAGCUACAAACCACUUUCACUGCAUCCGCUCAGGAUGCGGCUUCACCUUUACCUCCACUAGCCAGAUGACCUCCCACAAGCGCAAACACGAGCGCCGGCACAUCCGCUCCUCUGGGGUCAUGGGCCUCUCUUCCGCCUACCUGGCGCCAAAGGAUGAGCCAGAGGAAUCAAGCAAUGAUGACCUGAUGGACUUCUCGACCAUCAGCAGCAAGAACUCCAGCCUGAGUGCCUCACCUACAACCCAGCAGUCCACCACUGUAUCGCACCUGUUGGCCACACCUACCACUGUUGUCUCCUCCUCCUCUACAUCGGUCCACACCCUCAAACCCACAUCCUCGCUGCCCAGUGCAGGCCAGCGAAUGUCCAGCCUGCUGUCCCAGGCCCUCCCCAGCAACAUGCCCGUGGCCCUUGCUCUUUCUAACAAUGCCCUGGCCGCCUCCAAUCCGUUCUUCCCCAUAAUACCCAGGAUGCCUCUCCAACCACCUCCGCCAGCCGCUAGCCUGAUAUCUACAAUAUCUUCCGGGGCCCACUCCAUGCCCACCGACUCACUGACCCAAGGUUGCUCCACAUUGGGGGCAGAUGAAGCCAUGGCCUCUACCCCAACAUCCUUCGCCACCUCUUCCAUCAUGGAGAAGAUCUCAGCAAGCAAAGGUCUGAUAUCACCCAUGAUGGCCAGACUGGCAGCUGCUGCCCUGAAGCCCUCCAACAACCAAAACACAGGGAAUGGGCAGCCGGCUUCAGCCAGCCAGUUCAAUCUGGUUCAAGUGAAGCAGGAGCCAAUGGACAUCAACUCCGGGGCCUCCCAAGACUCCACGCAGGAGCACAGCCUGGACCUGAGCAAGAAAGACCACAGUAAUGAAUCAAACGGACACCCUGUACCAGGGAAUACAUCUCUUUUAUCCUCGCUUAUGAAUAAGAUGUCACAGGUGAACCCUGCCCUGUUCAGCGCCAUGAACCUGAAGACAGAGCUGGAGGCAAGCCAGGGCAGCAACAGCUCGGAGGCAGCACAGUAUCUGAACAGAGUGCUGAAGAGGCCCCUGCCAGAAAAACCCACUGAGAUCUGGAGGACAUACCUCCGCAGGUUUGACACAGAUGACUUCUGUGAGGCUCAGUGCGACUUCCUUCAGAAAGUGCACUUUCACUGCCUGGUAGAGGACUGUGGUGCACUCUUCAGCACUGUGGAUGGGGCCAUAAAACAUGCUAACUUCCACCUUCGGGCCACCUUGAAAGUGAAGUCUGAGCCUCAGUUUGGUGAGGGCAAGGACUCCAGUGAGGGAGCCUCGCUGCAGCCUGCUGCCCCCAUCUCUAUGGCCAACAAUCCCUCCAUGGAUGUGGCCCACCUCACCUCCUCUGGUGGUUAUAGCUCUCCUCCUCCCUCCCUGCUGGCCUGGAAGCAGCUGACCGGCAGCAUCCCUCAGAUGUCGGCCUCAAUGCCAAACCUGCCGGCCAACUCCCCUCUGGCCACUACCUCUCUGGAGAAUGCUAAACCUCAAGUCAAACCUGGUUUCCUGCAGUUUCAGGAAAAUGAUCCAUGUUUGGCUACUGACUGUAAGUACUCAAACAAGUUCCACUUCCACUGCUUGUUUGGAAAUUGCAAGUAUGUGUGCAAGACGUCUGGCAAGGCUGAGUCCCACUGUUUGGACCACAUCAACCCCAACAACAACCUGGUCAAUGUCCGUGACCAGUUUUCCUACUACUCUCUCCAGUGUCUCUGUCCCAACCAGCACUGCGAGUUUAGAAUGAGGGGCCACUAUCACUGUCUGCGGCCUGGCUGCUACUUUGUCACUAACAUCACCACCAAGCUGCCAUGGCACGUCAAGAAGCACGAGAAGGCAGAUCGCCGUGCCGCCAAUGGCUUCAAAUAUUUCACCAAGAGGGAGGAGUGUGGGCGGCUGGGUUGUAAGUAUAACCAAGUCAACAGCCACUUCCACUGCAUCCGCGACGGUUGCCAGUUCUCCUUCCUGCUCAAGCACCAGAUGACCUCACACGCUCGCAAACACAUGAGGCGGAUGCUGGGGAAGAAUUUUGACAGAGUCCCGUCCCAGGUGAUGCCACUUGGACAGAGGGCAGAUGCAUCCAGCAUGAUGGGGAGCCAUCCAGGUAUGAACUCCAGCUUCUCCUCCAGCAUCAUGGAGGAGACUGAUGAUUACAUGGACUACAUGGGAGGAGGGGGCAGCCCCUUGGGCCUGUCCUCCGAGUCCUCCAACCAGGACCGGAGCUGCACCAGCACACCCGUAGGCAACGAUGGUUCUCCAGCAGGACAAGGCUGGCUCGCCACCACUUCCGCUCCUACUACCCCAGCUGACACUAGCGCUACCCAAAAUGCACCUCCUUAUUCCCCUCCUCCUCCUCCUCCUCCUCCUCCCCCACCACCUCCUCCAUCCACUCUUCAGCCUGGCCUUCAGUCCCAGGCCCCAUCCCUCUCUCCUGCUCUUCUCCGACCUCCUCUUUCCUCACUCCCAUACCUCCUUUCUCCAUCCUGUCUGUCAUACUCUCUGCUCAGCGCCUCUCUGGGAGCCACUCGGAGUGUUGUCAUGCCAACCAACACACCAGCUUUCAGCCCCAUCAUUGCCACUCCGUCUCCGGUUAAAAAUGACGUCCCUAUAGUGCAGGAUGCUGCAGGCAACACCAUUUCCAUUCCCACGGCCACUGGUGCAAAGAAGCGCUUUUGGAUCAUCGAGGACAUGUCACCAUUCGGCAAGCGCCGCAAGACUGCAUCGUCACGUAAGAUGCUGGAUGAGGGGAUGAUGCUGGAGGGCUUCAGGCGCUAUGACCUCUACGAGAACUGCAAGGACUCAGGCUGCCAGUUUUCUCUGAAGGUGACCCACUACCACUGCACACGUGAGAACUGUGGCUACAAGUUCUGCGGCCGCACCCACAUGUACAAGCAUGCGCAGCACCACGACCGCGUGGACAACCUGGUCCUGGACGACUUCAAGCGCUUCAAAUCGUCACUGAGCUGUAACUUCCCUGACUGCCAGUUUUCGGGCAACAGCACCCACUUCCACUGUCUGCGCUGCGGCUUCCGCUGCACCGACAGCACCAAGGUGACGGCCCACCGCAAACACCACGGCAAGCAAGAUGUGAUCAGCGCCGCCGGCUUCUGCCAGUUUAGCUCCAGUGUUGAUUGCGAAGUUCCCGACUGCAAAUAUAAGCUCAAGUGCUCGCACUUCCACUGCACCUUCCCUGAGUGUAAGCACACGGUAGUGGGCAUGUCCCAGAUGGACUCCCACAAGAGAAAGCACGAGAAGCAGGAGCGGGGUGAGCUGCCGUCUGUGUCGCCCAAACAGGAAGGGAUGCACCACCUGGGAGGAAGUGUGUCUGCGGUCCCGCCCACCUCUGUGGGUCUUUCUACUUCCUCACCUAGUGGCCUCUACGGGUUGUCUCGCAGCAUUAACAGCAGUGCUCCCUCCAUGCUUUACCCAACAGAAGGCAUUGGGUCCGAGUAUAACCACCUGUACCCACAGUCCUCCAUCAGCCUGGACGGCUCCCUCAACCUGGGCACUGACACCAGCAGCUCCCUGUUCUUCCUGAAGAAUGCAGCCGGUCUGGGUCUCAGCGACUCACUGGACCUCAGCAACAAAAUGCACCACGACGCAGCGCGAUCUAGCCACAACUCGGCAACCCAGCUGGCUCUGCCAGCAGCUCAGGACGACACCACAGGAACAUCUGGAGAGGCUGAAGAUGACCUGUCGCCAGAGGAGGAGGUGCAUGCAGAGGAGGAAGAAGAAGAGGAGGAGGAGGAGGAGGAGGAAGAAGAGGAGGAGGCAGACCUCAACAGUGACUCAAAUGAUGAUUCAAUGGCUGAGCCAGAUGGUGAAAAGGACAAUGGCGAGAGUUUUGAAUCUUCCGUUAACCACACUGAUACUUCCCGACUGGAAAAGCAAGACGUUGACCCAUAAAAAAACAAAAAACAAAAAAAACUACCAGUCACUGUAGGAACUGAAGAAAUACUCUGUGUACUAUGAACAAACAAAAAUGAAAGUGGCCUCAUUUAUCAUGUUUAGAGACUUCCCAUGACAACAAAAAACAACAGUGCGGAGAAAAAUGACGGCCCAAAAUGAUUUAUUGUGAUGUUUACAAGAUGACCAACAUUAUUAAUUCAAUUAUGCAUUAAAAAAUAUGAACGGAGACACAGAAUUAGGCCCUGGUUUACACACGGGGCAGCAAUGUAAAGCAUUUUACUACACAUCAGUCUUUUUGUGUGCGUGCAUGUUUGACUUUAAUUUAUUUUAAUUUUUUUCACCUUUUUUGUGUGGAUAAAAAAAAGAAAAAUGUUAGAAAAACAAAAACAAAUCUCUCUAUAUAACUAUAUAUGUAAGUGUGUGUGAGUGUGUGUGAACGAUGAUAUACAAAAGGAAAUUGCUGGCACAGGCGACAUGAACUGCAGGGCCUUGGAUGCAUAGAAAAAGGGACGUGAAUCACUAAGGGGAAACAGGAUGCGUUCAAACAUUUGAUCUUUUUUUCUGUAUUAAUAUGAUUAUUAUUAUUAUAAAACACUGAGAGGAAAGGGAGUUACCUUUUGCUUGUUCCCAUCUCUCUGAGAUGCUUUCUUUGUUCUCAAUAACAUGGAAUUGACCAGUAAAUAUUUGGUCAGUGUCCCAGCAAGCUGCUGGUCUCAACAGUUCUCUGACAUUAUGCUGGAAUUAUUCUACCAGCACCAAAACCAAGCUUAGCCCUUGUAAUUUUACCCCCCUGCAGAGGAAUCAAGUUUGGGUGUGGAUAGUGCACUUUUAUAUUAGCUGACCACGAUGAUUACUGAUGAUAACUCAUAAGCAUAUUUAAAAAUAUUUUUGUUACCAUUUGCAUCUUUGCAUUACAAUGUUGUUUUGUUGUGUUGUUAGUCAGAAGCAUAUCGAUCUGUAAACAGGCGAGGUUGUGAUUAACGACCGGAGAUUAAGGCUAUGUGUGUAUGUGUGUGUGUGUGUGUGUGUGGGGGGGGGUAUUAGACUGACCAGAGGAAGCGAUGAGUCACUUAGAUGCCGAGCAAGGGGGACGCCAAAGGUAGCGUCAGGGAGUGUGUUUUAUGUUGAAAAUUUACAGAGCGAAAAUGUCUCAACGGCAUUUUGUUUCCAUUCACUAUGGCUGUGGUUGAGCUCCUGUUGUAACGGUUUUUAUUUAAUAUUUAUGUGACCUUCCAAUGAGAAAUUUCUAGGGUGUUAUUGCACUUUUUAGGUUCAUUUUUACCGUCUGAAAAAAAUGAUAUAUAUCUUUUAACAGGGAAUUUUGCUUUAAAGAUGUUUUAGUUCACUUUUGCUUUAAUGCACAAAUAGAUGUUAGUGUGACAAAGAACUGUUGUUCUGUGAUUUAUUUAAAGACUGGUUUUUAUUUUGCUUCUGUGAUUCGACAGUUCGGGGAAAAAAAGAAAAUAGGUGUGCCAGAAAAAACGGUGCCCUGAUGAGAAACACUAAUACGGACUGUAAUUUGCAAUGAAUUCUUAAGAAGUUCAUUGCAAUGCUCACUUACUGUAGUACUAAAUUAUAAAUCUGUCAAAGCCACCCUCGGGUUUAUGUGCGACCGAGAAGUGGACACAUUGAUCAUGAAUUAUCAUUGGAAAUAAGCAAUCAUAAUAUAGGGAAUAAAUGUGUGUAGAUGAUAUUCCUUCAUAUGUUUUGAGAAGAAAAAAAGGGUUGUACAGUAUUUUCCUCUGUAAAAAAUAACUAUAUAUGAACAAAAUGCUCUUUGAUGAACAGCAUCCUUUAAAAAGAAAACCGUUAAGAGGAGAAAUGAAUAAUAAAAAGUUAAAAAUUCAAAUAGCCUCAUCAUAGUUUGCUUGUGUGCGUGACAUUUUUUAUUACCCCAGAUUUUCGGGAGAAAAAUUGUUCAUACUGUAGCAUUGAUUCCGUUAUGUUUGCAGUAUAUAUUUUUUCUUUUUCCAACUAUGUCAAAAGCUCAAACUAAAUACACUUGUUGGAAUUCAUUAAUCAAUGUUUCUGUUUUAUUUAACGUCUCGUUUUAUUCAUUGUCAUUUUUCGGUGUGAUUAUUUUUUUCCCUCAUUAAUUGAAAUUCUUGGUUUGUAUUUACUUUGCUGUGGGCAUGCCUUGUUCACAGACUCAACUGUCCCCGGGGACUCUGGUGCGAAGCAGAGGCGUCACGUUUGUUUUGUUUUCUCAUCAGAUAACUGUAUGGGCCGAGACAUUGUGCACUUGAAUUCUGUGUGUGUGUGUGUAUGUGUGCGUGCGAAUGUGCGUAAAAUAGCAGGAUUUGUAAAAAGUUGAAAAUAAAAAAAACUAUAAUUAUAAUAACAAUACAAAUGCAGUGAUUGGUAGUACUUCAGCCUGAAGACAUUUUGGGUCACAUGUGGAGAGAUAAGGUGCUGCUGGACAACAGCAAGGCAAAAGGUCACAGCACCGAUCUCUCUGUCUCUUUUUCUAUCUUUCAGUGACACUACUGAAGUGUGUGUGUGUGUGUGUGUGUGUGUGUGUGUGAGUGUGUGCGUACGUGUGUCUGUCUCCCCCUGAGAUAGACAGAUAGGCCGUGGUUGUAAGAACACAGACCUGUGGCUCCGUCCCAGCUGCUCUGAGCUUCGAUUCAUAUUUCAUGACCUUGUGCGCCUUUUCCCUGCUUUGUUCCGCUUUAAAUCCAUCUGGGACACUUUUCUGUCACAGAAUUUGAAGAAAACAAAAAAACAAACAUCUGCAUUUAUGCAGGUAAAGGAAUCAACAAUAUUUGUUGUUGGGUCGCCCGUUCAUGCUUGUCAUUUUGGUGCGAGAACAAGAUCAGAGCCGAGGACCAUUAGGGAGAGUUAGAGGCCUGCUACUGCUAACAAGAUGGCUCUCUGUGUCUUGUUCCGUGUUAACAGGGCACUUUAUUUUUUAUUUUUUUGCCUUGAGCCAUGUGCUGGGUUCUCCUCCCACUCCCUCAUGUCACCCAGUGGCCAGUGUGCUGGUUCUCUCUGUCCCUUCGUCUACAGCUGUUCCUGUCCUUCCUCCUUGUGAUGUUUUUUUUAAUAAUAAAAAAAAUGGGUAAAGUCAUCACCAUCUGUCAGCCACCUGGCAUCCUGUAUAUAAUCUACCAGAAAAAAAGAAUAAACAUGAAAAUUAUAUUACACAAAAACCAGACGGAAACGACCUCCAAAUCCUGCAUAGGCUGCUGCCGAAACGACAGAUCAUUUUACUGUUUUAAUUAACAGAGUAAAAAGGAUGGUAUAAAAAAGUGGUGGGGAAAUAAACUGAAAUGUAUUACCACUGCUGGGAAAAACGUAAUAUGAAAGCCUCCUGCUUACUGCAGCGUAGUGGAUAAACAGAGCAACAUUUUAGACUUUGUAAAAAUAUAUUGCACUUUUGGACUAAAAGCCAUCUUCCAUUUGCGUUCAAUUUGGCUAGACUCAUGAGACAUUUUAUAUGAAAAGUAGACAAUGAAGCAAUUUUUUAAAAGUCUCUACUUGAAUUUGUUGCCCUCAGCACUACUAUUCAUUCUUGUCAUAUUGCUUAUUUCCACUUGGAUACAGUGCUGUUUAUCUUCAUUGUACUAUAUUUAUGUUUUUCCUGUUUCUGCAUGUCUUAUGCAAAGAUUGAGCUUUUCAUUCAGUGAAAUAAAAACAUACUGAACGACUUUA
Etheostoma spectabile (orangethroat darter) is the source of this 10229-nucleotide messenger RNA. RefSeq names its product castor zinc finger 1 (gene casz1). The coding region runs from base 417 to 6572 and encodes 2051 amino acids. NCBI's taxonomy places the organism in Eukaryota, Metazoa, Chordata, Actinopteri, Perciformes, Percidae. Gene Ontology annotation, molecular function: RNA polymerase II transcription regulatory region sequence-specific DNA binding; DNA-binding transcription factor activity, RNA polymerase II-specific. Gene Ontology annotation, biological process: positive regulation of transcription by RNA polymerase II; regulation of neuron differentiation. The record is from RefSeq and is a predicted model, not a curated record. The transcript is spliced from 20 exons. Gene Ontology annotation, cellular component: nucleus.